ACGUCAUCGUGAUCAUAUGUGUACAUUAAACAUCCGCGUUGAUCCGCGUAAGCGACGCGAGUGGACUCGAGGGUAACAAUUGGAAAACAAUGGAGGUGACGAGCUCAAACUUUCAGGACGUGCUGAACGAAUUGGACAGUGUCUUAAAAGAUGCUACGUUUCUUAGUAUUGACGGCGAGUUCACCGGUCUUAUUACAGGUCCAGAUGGAAGCCAAUUUGACACGCCGGCUCAAUAUUAUUCCAAGAUCCGAACGGGAUCGAUGAACUUUCUGCUGAUGCAGUUUGGUCUGUCCGUCUUCACACAUAACCCAGAUACACAUAAAUAUUCACAGCGUUCUUAUAACUUCUAUGUGUUUCCUAAACCGAUAAAUCGCCAGGUUACAGACACUAGAUUCAUGUGCCAGUCAUCGUCUAUAAUAUUUCUAGCAAAUAAAGACUUUGACUUCAAUAAGCUAUUCAAGCAUGGCAUACCUUAUCUCGCUGCCAGCGACGAGGAGAAGCUUGUCAAACGCUUGGAGGAGAAACGGAAAAUGAAAGAGGAGAACUACACAAUUCCAAUAACGGAUAAUGACAAACCUCAAAUAGAAGAAAUAUGUUCUAGAAUAGAGAAUUUUCUUGCCUCAGAUGCAAAAGAGUUAAUGAUAGACCACUGUAAUGGUUUUAUGAGAAGACUGGUGUAUCAGGAGGCACGGAUCAGAUGGCCUAACAAAAUAAUAGUUGAAAACAAAAUGGAAAACGGCUGGCAAUGUCUUUUGGUGCAGAGGGUAGGUACCAAACAGGAAGAGGAAGAAAGGGAAAAUCAGAAGCGAGAAAAGGAAAAACUAGAAGUUAAACAAGCUGUAGGACUCAGUAAUCUGCUGAAAAAGAUUGUAGAGUCUGAAAAAAUAAUAGUAGGUCAUAAUAUGCUGUUAGAUCUCUGUCAUAUUGUACAUCAAUUUUUUACAUCUUUGCCAAAGGAUUAUUCAGAAUUCAAGACUUUGCUUCAUGGUUUGUUCCCUAAUUUGUUAGAUACGAAAGUCAUCUGUCAAUCGCAGCAUUUUAAAGAGCUUGUGGGGUCGUCAAAUUUGAACUUAUUAAUAGAUGUUGUGAGCAAACCUCCUUUUUCCAUUCCUGAUAUCGAGCCUGUAGAAGGACGUAGUUAUUCGUUAUCAAGAGAAAAAUAUCAUGAGGCAGGAUACGAUGCAUACAUCACUGGUUUAUGCUUUAUUGCAUUAUCCAAUUAUCUUGGCAAAUUACAACACAUUGAAAAUGCUACGGUAUUAGCGAAUUCACCAUUACUUAAUCCUUUUCUCAACAAAAUUCCUGUACCAAGACUGAAAGAUUUUCCAUACAUAAAUUUGGUAGGAAAAGAUCCAAAUCCUAGCAGAGAACACGUGUUUCAUCUUACAUUCCCCAAAGAAUGGAAACACACGGAUAUCAUUCAACUCUUUAUUCCAUUUGGAGGCGGAUACAUUUCAUGGUUAUCCGACACAUCCGCGUACGUAGGCUUAUAUCGUCGUGAUCAAGCCGGCAUCGCAAUGACAAGCUUGUCCAAGGAAACUGUAUACAAAAUACAGACAUAUACAGAACAUCAAGCCACCUUGCAGGCCAGUGCCUCUCCUGAAGACCGCAAACGAAAAUUAUCACCAGCAAAGAAGGACACAAAGGAUGACGAGACAUCGACGACGAACGGCGUGAAGCCACCGGAAGACGACGACGACGAGUGGCAAGUUGCUACGGGUAAAAGACGCAAGAAACGCAAGGAGCAAACGACUACCGUCGUAGCCAGCAAGAAAGCUUUCGAGGAAAACGACGCUUGGAACUAACUGUGGUGUUCCGGGGAACGUCACGUUGAGCGGCACGAAAUGCAGCAUGAUAUGCAUCGAUUGCAUAUACACAAUACGUAACACAACAGCGCCAAAACGUGCCGAAUAAAAAGAAAAAAAAUUCUUUGAUUCACUGACCUCCAUUGAUAAUCACUAAAUGAAUGUCAAUACGUGUAACAUUAUCGUGAUA
This is a messenger RNA of Trachymyrmex cornetzi, 1995 nucleotides long. RefSeq names its product poly(A)-specific ribonuclease PARN. The record is from RefSeq and is a predicted model, not a curated record. Gene Ontology annotation, cellular component: nucleus; cytoplasm. The coding region runs from base 90 to 1805 and encodes 571 amino acids. The transcript is spliced from 12 exons. Gene Ontology annotation, biological process: priRNA 3'-end processing; nuclear-transcribed mRNA poly(A) tail shortening; siRNA 3'-end processing. Gene Ontology annotation, molecular function: metal ion binding; RNA binding; poly(A)-specific ribonuclease activity. NCBI's taxonomy places the organism in Eukaryota, Metazoa, Arthropoda, Insecta, Hymenoptera, Formicidae.